UUCCGGGUGUGAGGCCGCUGCCAGCAGUAGGUCCGCCCGCGGCCCGCGAGCCUCUCUCUCUCUCUCUCUCUCUCCCCGCCGACGGGGACGGAAUGGAGACGGAGGCGUUGUUGCUGGAGGCUCGCGAGAGCGUCGAGGCGGCGCGCACCUACCGCCGCGAGCUGCAGCAGCGCCUGAAGGGGCUGCAGCUGGCCCGGCAGCAGAUCAAAGAGAGUGCGGCACUGACAAGGGAUGUACUUGAGCAGCAUUUUAACGACUUGAAAGGGACCUUGAGGAAGCUUCUGGAUGAGCGGUUGGUGUCCUUGCUACAAGAAGUGGAUGCCAUUGAAGAGGAGAACAUCAAACCAUUGGACGAGUGCCGAAAGCUAAUAGAACAGGGUGUUGGCACUGCUGAUGAACUCCUCCGGGAAGGAGAAACUGUCAUCCAUGGUGUAACAGGGGAGGAGAGUGACAAGCUUUGCAGCUUUACCAAAAAGGCAUUGCAUAUUCAGCUGGAUAGUUUGCCAGAAGUACCAUCCUUGGUUGAUGUGCCUUGUUUAUCUGCCCAGUUGGAUGACUCUCUCCUUACAGUAGUGAGAAAUCAGAUCUUUAACCAUGGGACAGUAGCAUCUCGACCACCAAUACAGAUAGAAGACCUGAUUGAAAAGCCUGGGGGCAUCAUUGUUAAGUGGUGCAAGGUCGAUGAGGACUUUGUGCCACAAGAUUACAGGCUCCAGUAUCGUAAGAGUACGGCCAGCCACUUUGAAGAUGUGUAUGUCGGCUCGGACACAGAAUUCAUAGUGCUCCAUAUUGAUCCCAAUGUCGAUUACCAGUUCAGGGUCUGUGCACGAGGAGAUGGCCGCCAAGAAUGGAGCCCGUGGAGUGUUUCUCAGACUGGUCGUUCCACCUUGGUGCCCCACGAAUGGACGCCUGGCUUUGAAGGCUACAGCUUAAGCAGCCGAAGAAACAUUGCGCUUCGAAAUGAUUCACAAGUGGGCGGGGUGCUGUACUCCAGGGCUCCAACCUACUAUUGCGGCCAGACAUUGACAUUCCGAAUUGAAACAGUCGGUCAGCCGGACAAAAAAGACAGUAUAGGUGUUUGUGUGGCGCAGCAGAAUGGCGCUGAUUCCCUGCAGAGAGAUAAAGCAGUUUGCGUGAGCACCAACGGUGCUGUCUUUGUAAACGGAAAAGAGAUGACAAACCAGUUGCCUGCGGUUACUUCAGGAUCAGCUGUGACGUUUGACAUCGAAGCUGUGAAUUUAGGCCCUUCCAAUAAUAAUAAUGAAGGGGGGAACUUCAAACUCAGAGUGACGAUUGGCUCCAACAACAGGGAAGUGGUCUUUGACUGGGUACUCGAUCAGUCCUGCGGUUCUCUUUAUUUUGGGUGUUCGUUCUCCUAUCCGGGCUGGAAAGUGCUGGUGUUCUAACUUUUCCACCUCUGAAAUGAUGCUGAUUGUUUUAAACUGUAUCAUUCCUCCAGCGGACUUGGUGAUACAGCGAUUAACUAGUGCAGGCUCUGAGUACACUGGUGUGAGUCUGUGCAGGAGGGAGCCCCCUAACGCAACCUGCCGAUGUGAUAAACAUUACUUGAACUAUUUACUGGAUACGGUUUAAAAUACUGAUGGUGUGUUUGAGUAAUCUGGGAGGUGGGGAGUAAGCCUUCACUGUUGCUAUCAAAUUUGUAUUAUUAUUCUUAUUUUUUUUAUUAUUAAUUUUAAGGGAGGAAAAGUCAGAGUUGAACCUUUUACUGUGCUCCCAUCUGUGUGGUUACGCUUAAUGAACAGCCCAAUUUUGCUAAAGUGCUGUUCUUUUGGCUCAGGGUUUAUGGACCAAAGUUCCUUGUAUGCUUAUCCUAUUCAUCAGAGUACGGUACUGUAAACUGCUGCUGGGCAUACACUCAGCAAAUGCUUCAUUUUUGUCAGUUGGAUCCCAGGCAUUAGCGUUUCUUGAACCCUGCUCCCCCAUUUACUGCAGCAAGCUGAAGUAUUUGUUUCCCCACAUGCAGUACCUCGGUCUCAUCUCUUUACCUGUGUGCCUUGGUUUUUAUUCAAAAGUAUUGUACAGGACGGAGAGAUAAGCUUUCCAACAGUGAACAUGCAGUGCCCAGUUGAGUCCCAUUGAAUGGCUGAUACUUAACUUGGGCUUUAUUAUUACCUCCUGCUUCAGAAAGUGCCUCUACCAAGAUGACGUCACAUGUUCCCAGGGGAAAUUCUAUAGUAGGGGAGGCCAGCCUGUAGGGCAGACCCUGCCCAGGAAGCCAUGUGUAGCAGCAGCCUGUUAAGAUCAGGCAAUUUUGGUUACCUUCAAGAAGUGUCUCUUUCCCCUCUGGCUAAGAUACCAUUGCAGGAAGAUCUAGAGUAGCGGUUCUCAACCUGUGAGUCCACAGAUGUUGUUGGACUACAACUCCCAUCAUCCCUAGCUAGCAAGGCCAGAGCUCAGGGAUGAUGGGAGUUGUAGUCCAACAUCUGGGGACCCACAGGUUGAGAAUGGCUGAUCUAGAGGCUCUGAGAGGGAACACACCAUUUCUUGGAGUGGUGGCUCCCAAAAGGAAGAAGAGAUUUUUUACAAGGGAAAAGAAGAAGUCCUGAUCUAGGAGAUGUUCCUCUCCUAGCCCAGUACUCCCAUCAGGAAAAAUGCUAUUGAAAAGAUCUCUGUCUCUCCCUUCCCGCCCUGUUUUUCUGCUGAUCAGCAGAAGGGGAGGGUAUGUCUGAUAUAUGGCUAGUGACUGUGUUGGCCACUUCUGGCACAUGGCUGUCAGUGGGUUGACCUCAACAGCGUCCUUCUGCUGAAAGAAUUAGGCUACCCUCAUUCUGUAAGGAGGUUUUGUAGAACUUCUGAGCAUUUGUGGGUGGGUGGGUGGGAAUCUAUAGUAGGUGGCAGUCAGAAUUAACCAGCAUUCUUAUACAUCGUUGCUUUGCCUAUCCGUGAGUUCAAAGAACAACUCUGCAAUAACUUAGUUAGGAUAGCGUGCUACAUGAAUGAUGCUGAAGUGAAGGUACCAUGUAGUCAAAGGUGUCUGUAAAUGCAUCAUCUAUCAGGGAUUUUAUUAUUUUGCUGAUGUAACAAGGUCAGUGCAUAGACAGGGUAGUGAUAUUAAAAAGGGAAUAACUGCUGUGUGGCACAGUUGUACACUCAACCGGGGUUUCCCAAACUUGGGUCUCCAGCUGUUUUCAGACAAUUUCCAUAAUCUCUGAGCAUUGCUUCUGCUAGCUAGAGAUGGCGGAAGUUGUAGUCCCAACAGCACCUGGUCUAAUGAUAGUUUAGGCCAGGUGUGACCCUCCAGAUGUUGUUGAAUUACAACCCCCACUAGCCUUGGUCAUUGGCCAUACUUGCUGGGACUGAUGUGGCUUGUAAUUUAGGAAGCUCUGGAAGGUCAAAGGUCUCUCCCCCCCACCCUUUGCUUAGGCAAAUUCAAACAUGCAAGUGACGUGAAAUGCCCUUUUUCAUGUUUAAAAUACAGUACAGACCAGUAUUACUUGCAGACAUGUCCUGUCACAAACUGUAGCUGUUCAGUGCCAGCCAAAGGCUGCUUACCACAGCAUCCUGUUGGAGACAAAGUAAGACGUUGUUGAUGAAAAACAGGAAAGCACCUUGCUGCAUAUCCCAGCUGCUCUAGGGCUACACUGAUGCCGAGACCUCGGGUGCUGGCACAAGAGCUCCAGUGACCUUAAACUGGAGCCUAAGAGGGUCGCAAUAUCUCCUUGCUGCACCAAGUUAGGGCCUCUCCCUUGUCCUGAAGCCUUAAGGCAAUUACUAGUGGGGAACCUUUGUCCCUCCAGAUGUUGCUAACUACAACACCCAUUAGCACUAGCAAGCAUAGCCAGUGUCCCGGAAUGAUGGGAGUUUUAGUUCAGAGGGCUAAAGGUUCAUCCACCUUCUCCGUAGCCCAACAGCUCUGCGGAACAGAGGCUGUUGACAUUUUGCAAGCGAAAGGCUCCCCCCGACACUCCCUUGGCCUCAAAGUAAAAAGCUGGGGUUUGUCGUGUUCUCUUGUGCCACAUGCCAGUAUAUUUCCCUUGCACUCAGGGAAGCAGCCUGCCUUACUCAUGUUAACGCAGGUGGCAUCGUAGAAUUCGGAGGGACCCCCCUCCCUGAGGAUCAUCUAAUCCAACUCCCUCGCAAUGCAGGAAUCACAAUUAAGGCAUGAGCUACAUUAGAGCAAUUCUAAUAACUAGGCAAUAUAGUAAAAUCUAAUGUAAGCUAGCAGAGCUCUGCAAACUUGAAAUGGAGCAAACACCACCACUGUAUGAGAUGUUAAAGGUGGCUAACUCGCCUUCCCCUCCAGAUCUGUUUCCUAAACCUCCCAUAAGAUUUUGAGGGCACAUUGGGGAAAUCCUGUUGCAUGAUCAGGCCAUUGCUGUUGGAUGUCACCCUGCUGUUACGUAGGAAAAUGUGACGGCAAAGACCAAUUCACAUUUAGCUGUCAAGUGUGUGUACAUGAGAUAUAUACACUGGAAGGUGGGAAUCCACUUCCUCCCUCUAGAACAGCCUUUCUCAACCUGUGGGUCCCCAGAUGUUGGACUAUAACUCCCAUCACCCCUAGCUAGCAAGGCCAGAGCUCAGGGAUGAUGGGAGUUGAAGUCUAACUUCUGGGGACCCACAAGUUGAGAACCGCUGCUCUAGAAUGUGUUAUAGAUGAACUGGAGCUUGUAAAUGUGCCUCUGACCAGGAGGCGGCUGUGCUGCCUUCCACAAAGGCACACAUGGGGAAAAUUGUGGCCUGCCAUAUGCUGUUGGGACUACAGCUCCCAUCAUUCCUGACCGCUGGGUGUGCUGCCUGGGGCUGACGGGAGUUGAGAAGUCCAUGCAUGCAGUGCUUGGUUCAUAGAAAACUUGUAGACAGAAGUGGGUAGCUGAAGUUGCUCUGCUUCACUCCUGCAACAGUAGUUUCCAACCCUGUUUUCCCAAAUGAGGAAAAGGCAAAGGGCAAGCUAGCCAUUGGCCCCAUAAAUAAAUGUUUUACCAGUUCUGGUGCUUUCAUUUAGCCCAAAUGCCUUUCUACCAUUGACUGACUCGUCACAUAUGGGGGGGGGGGGGCGGGGGAGUUUACCUAGGAUUGAUAAUCCUUUGUGGUGGGGGGGAGAGCAUGUGUGAAUGAGUUGUAUUUGGGAACAGCAGCAGUGUGCAAAAUAUUGGUUUGAAAGCUUACCAAUAAAGCGGAUACAAGGACCAAAAGGCUUGAUGGAGAUUAAAGGCACCUAGCAAUUGACCAGUGAUAAACUGCUUCGCUAGUGAAAAAUAUAUGUAAAAGGGGAAGGUUCCCAAUACAUUUGCAAUAUUUUUGUACUUUAACAAUACCUUACAAGUAUUUGGUCCUUUGGAAGACAUUUUACCCAUACAGUGUUAAGGUAAAACUCGGGAGACAAUGUUGGGAAGGGAAUGUGUUUAUAAAACUUGUAUCUAUUUACCUCAGCAUACGUACUUUGUAUUAUGACUUUUUAAUAAAAGUUUGUCCAUCUGCUUGA
Molecule: messenger RNA, 5443 nt
Organism: Podarcis raffonei (Aeolian wall lizard)
Lineage: Eukaryota; Metazoa; Chordata; Lepidosauria; Squamata; Lacertidae
Gene: CRLF3
Product: cytokine receptor like factor 3
Exons: 8
Coding region: 93-1406 (437 amino acids)
Molecular function (GO): protein binding
Source: RefSeq, a predicted model, not a curated record